Elaeis guineensis (African oil palm) is the source of this 2757-nucleotide messenger RNA. RefSeq names its product putative disease resistance RPP13-like protein 3. The record is from RefSeq and is a predicted model, not a curated record. NCBI's taxonomy places the organism in Eukaryota, Viridiplantae, Streptophyta, Magnoliopsida, Arecales, Arecaceae. Gene Ontology annotation, molecular function: ADP binding. Gene Ontology annotation, biological process: defense response to other organism.
AUGGUUGAGAUUAUUGUUGCUCGUGUGGUGUCUCAGCUUGCCAACCUACUCAUCCAAGAAGCUGUUUCCUUGGCCGGUGUGCGUGAUCAGAUCGAAUGGGUGAGAACACAACUCCAGCUACUGCAAGGUUUCCUCAAAGAUGCAGAUUCCAGAAGGAAGAGAGGAGACGCAAGAAUGGAGAGCUGGAUAAGUGGGAUAAGACGUGCAGCCUAUGAAAUGGAAGACGUCAUAGACACCAUCCACUACAUGCUCGAGAGGCGACACCAAAGGAGAGGCUGCAUCGACUCCAUUUCAAGGUACUCUCACAAACCAUGUGAAUUGAUAACCCUCCAUAAAAUUAGUUCCAGAAUUGAGCAAAUAAAGGUCAACAUUCAGAGCAUUUCGGAUAGCAGAGAUAGAUAUGGCAUUGCUAAUCUAGGUGAAAGCAGUGGAGUGGACGACGGUUUGCAAGCACUGAGACAAUUCCCUCCUCAUUUCUACGACGACACUGAUGUCAUAGGCUUUGAGGAUGAUAAGGAAAAAUUAGUGAAACUAUUAGUCGAUCCGGAGAACAAAAACCGCAGCGUAAUUUCUAUAGUGGGUAUGGGUGGGCUUGGCAAGACCACCCUGGCGAGAAAAGUGCACAAUGACCCUGCAAUUAGAGAACGUUUUGGUACCUUCGCUUGGGUUUCGGUUUCUCAAAAUUACCAAGUUAUUGAGCUAUUGAAGGACAUCAUGAAAAAAGUAAUGGAAAUCACAAAGCAAAAAGAUACAAAUACACGAAUUACACUAGAAGCAUUAGAGCAGAUGGGUGAAGAAGAAGCGACAGAGCACCUCCGCAAUUUGCUAAAGGACAAAAGGUAUUUGGUUGUGAUGGAUGAUGUAUGGAGUGUUGAUGUUUGGAGACAAAUGCAUCACAUCUUUCCUAAUGGAAACAACGGUAGCAGAAUACUGUUCACCACCCGUAAUAUUGGAGUUGCAAAACAUGCCGAACCAGGGAUUCCUCCACAUGAACUGCACCUUUUGAACGAAACACAGAGUAUGGAACUCUUUCGUAGGAAGGCAUUCCCACCAAAUCAAGAUAUUCCAACUGAGUUGGAGGAAUUGGCCCAGAAGCUUGCAAAGAGGUGUGGCGGACUUCCUCUUGCACUUGUAGUGUUAGGGGGCCUUAUGUCGAGGAAAGAUCCUAGCUACGAUACGUGGUCGAGAGUAUCUCAGAGCAAGGACUGGGACUCUACUAGCGAUGGGCAGGAAUGCCUCCAUAUCUUGGGUUUAAGCUACAAGGACCUGCCAUAUCCGUUAAAACCAUGUUUUCUGUACAUUGCUGCGUUCCCGGAGGACUCAAAUAUCUCUGCAUCCAAACUAAUUAGGUUGUGGAUCGCCGAAGGUCUUAUACCACAAGAGCAGACACAGACAAUGGAAGACAGGGCAAGGGACUGGUUGGAUGAAUUGGUCCAGAGGUGCAUGAUCCAAGUUGUCGAGAGAAGCAUGGCUCAUGGGCGGAUUGAGAGCAUACGCAUCCAUGAUAUAUUACGUGAUUUUGGCCUAUCAGAAGCUAGAAAGGAUGGAUUUCUUCAUAUUUGCAGUAGUGGCAUGGCUGUAUCUGAUGGUAUAUCAUGUCAUCGUGCAGCUUUCCACAAUCGCAUUAGUGAUGAGGUUGUUGUUUCCUCACCAUAUCUCCGCACUUUGCUGGGCUUCAAGUUAGUUUUGAAAGAUGGUACCGCGGGAAGAGUUUUGAAUGGGUUAAAGUUAGUAAGGGUGCUGGAUCUGGAGGGCGCAAGAGAUUUGAAGAUGUUACCAAAACAGAUUGGCAACAUGAUUCAUCUAAGAUACCUCGGACUGAGACGCACUGGUUUGAUAAGACUUCCAUCCUCCAUAGCACAUCUCCUGAAUUUGCAGACUCUGGAUGCGAGGGAAACAGCCAUUUGUUGGCUUCCCAAAUCAUUUUGGAAAAUCCGGACGCUGAGGCACGUUUAUAUUAACAUACUUGCGUUUCUAAGGGCACCGAUAAGUGGUGAUCACAAGAACUUGCAGACUCUGCAAGUUGUGGACUAUGAAGGUAAUAUAAAUGUCUUCAGUUUGUUCGGCCAUAUUCCGACCAUAAGAUUCAUCAAAAAUUUGGUUACUACACAAGGAUCUACUGAGGCGGCGAUGGAGAAAACAUAUGACAGAAUGCUUGGGAAGUCAUUUGGAGAAGCAUUCGAGAAAAUGGACGGUCUAAUCUCCUUGACCCUGGAUGUUUCUCUUAUCCCCGGGGACAUCCUUUUUGCUCAGGCACCAAACUUGCAGCACCUUCGUUCGUUGAAUCUGUUUGGACGGUUGUUGCUCAAACAGCAGCAGCUCCCAGACAGCAGUCUAUUUCCACCAAACCUCACCAAGCUCAUAUUAUCUUAUUCUGAGUUUGAACUAGACCCAAUGCCAGUUCUGGAGAAGCUCGAAAACGUCAGGCUUCUUGCACUGAAAAGAAAUGCAUAUGUAGGGAAGUGCUUGUUGUGUUCUGCUGGUGGCUUUCUUCGACUGCAACACUUGAUAUUAUCAGUACUUGAUUAUUUAGAGGAAUGGAGAGUGGAGAUUGGGGCGAUGCCCCGCCUCACCCACUUAACCAUCGAUUGGUGCACCGAAUUGGAGAUGCUUCCCGGGGGAUUGCAGCAUGUGACCAUGCUGCGGGAAGUGAAGUUGAUUGGUAUGCCUCGUCAGUUCAAUGACAGGGUCAGACAGGAAGACGGGUACAAGGUCCAACACGUUUCCUCCAUUAUUUUUGAAAAUGAGCGCCAUUGA